AUGACGUCCGGUCUCGACCGUCUUUGUGAAGCCGUGGAGGCCGCCGAAGCUGCCGAAUCGGCCCGUCGCCAAGAGGGCUUCAUGUGCCCAAACCCCGGCUGCGCACGCAUCUUCUCCAAGCGGUACAACCAGCAAGCCCACAUGCGUCUGCACGACGGCACCCGCCCCUUUUCCUGUCCGCGAUGCAACAAGGACUUCAUGUGGAAGAGCUCGCUCAAGAGCCACGCCAAGAUGCAUAACAAGAUGGACGCCGCCGCCGCUGCCCUCGCCGCAAAGCGUGCUGCCCACCCCGCCUCCGCCAACGCACCCACCUCCUCGAUUCGCUCCCCGCACAAGCAACACCCCACGCAAGUAAAGCCCAUACAAGCAAAGCCUACGCCGAAGCAACACACCAAGCGCGUCGCAAAGAGGCAAAGUAAGACGCCGGGCUCGUCACAAACACGCAAAGUCGCCCGUCAUUCGACCAAGGCGCCUGCUAACGCGGCGCUCAAACGCAGGGCCGACAAUGCAUCACGGGGGGCGGUAGGCCCAUCCGUGUCGGUGCAUCGGUCACUAGGGGGGCCGUCGCGAUCGCAUCAUGUUUCUUCGCCGCAGGCACGGCCGUCGACAAAGCCUAAGGGACCUAUGGGACGGCAGUCGCCGGAUAGUGUGACGCGUAUGGACUUGGAGACUGCCACGUUGUUGACGAUGUUCCAGUAGGGUUGCGGCUGAUGGAGACAGAUUUUGUAGCGAGAGACACGUACUCUCAGAGGUCCUCGGGAGCUAAGAGAGUAUGCGUGCUCCGGUUUCCGUGUGUGAGUCGUGUUUUUUUUGUGAGUGCAUUUCGUGUGAAUAGUUGCGGCAAUAUGUUUUAGACUGUGUUUUGAGUGAGUGCCGCUGUGAUAGUUGACCACGCGCACGGGGAAUGAAAGUUCCGAUUUCGAGGAGUCUGUGUGUGCCUUUAUUCGAGAGAUGUAAUAGUGUGUUGUUUCGUAAAUCAAUUGAUCAGAGCCCUUUUGGCUUGCGCUCGCAAAA
Messenger RNA from Chondrus crispus (carragheen), 1014 nucleotides. RefSeq lists its product as hypothetical. Gene Ontology annotation, cellular component: PcG protein complex; transcription regulator complex. Gene Ontology annotation, molecular function: RNA polymerase II cis-regulatory region sequence-specific DNA binding; DNA-binding transcription factor activity, RNA polymerase II-specific. NCBI's taxonomy places the organism in Eukaryota, Rhodophyta, Florideophyceae, Gigartinales, Gigartinaceae. The transcript is spliced from 2 exons. The coding region runs from base 1 to 699 and encodes 232 amino acids. Gene Ontology annotation, biological process: regulation of transcription by RNA polymerase II. The record is from RefSeq and is a predicted model, not a curated record.